Nyctereutes procyonoides (raccoon dog) is the source of this 2996-nucleotide messenger RNA. It is a transcript of the gene CX3CR1, whose product is annotated as C-X3-C motif chemokine receptor 1. Gene Ontology annotation, cellular component: membrane. The transcript is spliced from 2 exons. The record is from RefSeq and is a predicted model, not a curated record. NCBI's taxonomy places the organism in Eukaryota, Metazoa, Chordata, Mammalia, Carnivora, Canidae. The coding region runs from base 68 to 1138 and encodes 356 amino acids. Gene Ontology annotation, molecular function: C-X3-C chemokine receptor activity. Gene Ontology annotation, biological process: cell adhesion; immune response; chemotaxis.
CAGUGGGACAGGGUGGCUGAUUGAUACAUCAGAGGUUCCCUUCCCAGGCCCGGCCCAGGCUUUCACCAUGCCCACCUACUCCCCUGAAUCGAUUUUAGAAUACUUUGAGUACGAUGAGUCUGCUGAAGCCUGUGAUUUGGGGGACAUCGUGGCCAUUGGGACUGUCUUCCUGUCCAUACUCUACUCCCUUGUCUUUGCCUUUGGGCUGCUGGGAAAUUUGCUGGUGGUGUUUGCCCUCACCAACAGCCAGAAGCCCAGGAGUAUCACCGACAUUUACCUCCUGAACCUGGCUUUAUCUGAUCUGCUCUUUGUGGCCACCUUACCCUUCUGGACUCACUACCUGAUGAGUGAACAAGGCUUUCACAAUGCUGUGUGCAAACUCACCACCGCAUUCUUCUUCAUUGGCUUUUUUGGAGGUAUAUUCUUCAUCACUGUGAUCAGCAUUGAUAGGUACCUGGCCAUUGUCCUGGCAGCCAACUCCAUGAACAACCGGACUGUGCAGCAUGGCGUCACCAUCAGUCUCGGUGUCUGGGCAGCAGCUAUCUUGGUGGCAACGCCUCAGUUCAUGUUCACGAAACAAAAAGCAAAUGAAUGCCUUGGUGACUACCCUGAGGUCUUGCAGGAACUCUGGCCUGUGCUCCGCAAUGUGGAAGCGAAUUUGCUUGGCUUCCUGCUCCCCCUGCUCAUUAUGAGUUACUGUUACUUCAGAAUCAUGCGGACACUGUUUUCCUGUAAGAACCACAAGAAAGCCAAAGCCAUCAAACUGAUAUUUCUGGUGGUCAUCGUGUUUUUCCUCUUCUGGACACCCUACAACAUCAUGAUUUUCUUAGAGACACUUAAUCUCUAUGACUUCUUUCCCAAUUGUGACAUGAAGAGGGAUCUAAGGUUGGCCCUCAGUGUGACUGAGACAAUCGCAUUUACCCACUGUUGCCUCAAUCCCUUUAUCUAUGCAUUUGCUGGAGAGAAGUUCAGGAGAUAUCUUUACCACUUGUAUAGGAAAUGUCUGGCUGUCCUGUGUGGGCAUCCUGUCCAUGUCAGUUUCUCCCGGACUGAAUCACAAACAAGCAGGCGGGAAAGCAUACUAAGCAGCAAUUUUACUCACCACACCAGUGAUGGAGAUGGGUCCAUCCUUCUCUGAAGAGAUACCAAAGCCUUGUCCCCACAGAGAGCCCAGAGUUCCUGAGCCUGACACUGAAUAGUGAGGACAGACCUUUUUUGUUUCUUAUAUAUAAGAGAUGAUGAACCGAAUGCCCAAAAACAAUCCUAAAGCAUUUUUUAGAAUUCUGCCCAAAAUUUGACUGAUAAAGAGUAGGCAUGUCCCUAACAGCAAAUAUUAGAGCUUUUUGUUUGCAAAUGACAAAGAUUAAACUCAGACCAGCUUAGCUAAAGAGGAGGUGGGGAGUAUUAUUCACAUGGUGGUAUGAGCAAGAGAGUGGCUAAGCCCUCAAAGUAGAAACUAGAACUUGCGUUCAGCUAGAAUUUCCUCUCUCUGAGGCUCUCAAAUCUCUGAGUGGUGACAGAGCUUCCAGACUCAGCUUAGCUAAUAGUGAGAGACUGGUCCCAAGGUUAAAAUUCCCAGGGAAGGGCUCUCAUUGGCCAGAUUUGAAUCAGAUGUCCAUCCCUGGACCAGGCUGUAUCCACAGAGAGACAGUAGAUAAGAUGGCAACUUCCAUUCCAAUCUCAUGGUUAGAGAUGCAGGAAGACAUAUCUCUAAGAAACUCAAGGGGCAGGUAUUGUUCUGACCUGCCAGAACGAGAGAUGCCCACCAACUUUACCAUGUGUCUGGCCCAGUCUCCUCACUGAUCACACCAGCCAGCACAUGCUACCAGCCUCCUCUUCCUUAAACUCUUUUCUAUCAUACCCCAAACCUACAAUGGUCACCCAGUGCCUACUGCUUCAAAUCUGAGACCCUCCAUCAUACCACCCUCCAGUUGGUGAGUCACACCAACAGGUUCCCCAUUUCUUUCCAUUCCCCAAAUAUCCAGCCUCUCAGCCAUCCAGGUCUCUUCCAUCCAGCCUUAUGCAUCAUCAGGCCCAGGGAGACAUAUAGAAAGAACCCUGGCCCAGACUGAGCCAGGAUGGUUUCCAAUUCCAGCUCAUUACUUGCCUGCUGGGUAGCUUGGGUCCGGCCCAGCCUCAGCUUCCUCAUCUGUAGGAUGGAGACAAUGGUACUUUUCAUAUAGGGAAUAUCCUUUCCAGCAUGAGGAACCAACUACCAACUCUUGCAGGUCUCAACUCUCUUAUCUGGGAACCAGACUUUGGCUUUCCACCCACCUGGCACAGUGCUAAAGGAGCAGUGUUGACAGAGCCUUGACUCUGCUCUUUGAUGUAGCUCAAAUACAGAGAAGGCUGGUUCCUACAGUGGCACUCAAUGGACACUCCUACAAAUAUAGAUUGAUAGUCUUCCCUGACCAAGUCCUCCAGUUGCUUUGAAUAUGCCUUUCCAAUUGCUUCAUGGCAGGCCCUGCCCAUCUAGAGAGCCCCUGCCCCAUCAUUUAUGGGCCCUGCCCAACCUGGAGAGCCAGGGUCCCAGGAGCAGCUUUCCCCCACCGCCUUUUCAGUAAACAUUUGGGUUGGUCUAAUACUUUAGAGCUUGAAAAAGCAAUUGUAAUAACGCUAAAGAGAAUGUCAUCUAUAACCUAACCAUGCAAUACCUUCAUUUGCCCACCCAGAACAUGUUCACACUUUCACACUGUUUAGAUUUGAAAGCAUCAUGUACAGAUUGUUUUGUAAUCUGCUAUUUUUCUCUUAAUGUUAGGCCACAAAUAGUUCUGUUUCUGUAUAGUUUUGUAAUGAUCCCUCUAGAAGGAUGUGCCAGGUUGUGUACUUGUUGAAGGCAUCUGACUCAUUGCUGUAUUUCUGACAUCUCCUUGGCAGUCAAUAUGUUGGUUUAAUCAAUGAGAAUGAAUCAUGUUCCAUCAAGAUCGUGUACUAUAAUUUACUCACCAUUAUGCUUGUUCCACUAUUUAGCAAAUACAUAUUUUACGGCACUUCUA